AUGGUCCUUGAAGCACAUAUCGGAGGAUACAACAUGAGCAAGGUAUUCAUGGAUGGAGGGAGCGGUCUGAAUCUGUUGUUCGCCAGCACAAUGAAAGCAAUGGGCCUAACAGUUGACAUGCUAAGGGAGUCUGACACAGGAUUCCACGACAUCAUACUGACUCGACCCGCUUACUCCCUUGGAAAAAUAUCACUGGAUGUAGUUUUCGGCACACCUAGCAACUUCAGGAAGGAGAAAAUUGAAUUUGAAGUGGUUGAUUGGGAGUCUCAAUAUCACGCCAUCCUCGGUAGAUCAGCGUUUGCUAAAUUCAUGGCAGUACCUCAUUAUGCGUACCUGAAGUUGAAGAUGCCAGGCAAUAAUGGGACAGCAAUAACCAUCCAUGGAAGCUUUUCCCAUUCAGACAGCUGUGACAGGGAUUUCCAAAAGAUCGCCUCAAAGUUUGGGGUUAAGGAAGAACUCAACGCACUCGACGCCAUUACAGACCACACGAAGCCACCAGCCGAUAAUCGGAGCGCAAGAUCAGAUGAAUUUGACGUCGCAAAGGAAGCAAAGAAACAACAAGUGCAUCCCUCUGACCCGAAAAAGACAGUCAAUACUUCGGCAGAUCUUACUGUCGCAUAG
Molecule: messenger RNA, 621 nt
Organism: Lolium perenne
Lineage: Eukaryota; Viridiplantae; Streptophyta; Magnoliopsida; Poales; Poaceae
Source: RefSeq, a predicted model, not a curated record